Molecule: messenger RNA, 1969 nt
Organism: Cornus florida
Lineage: Eukaryota; Viridiplantae; Streptophyta; Magnoliopsida; Cornales; Cornaceae
Product: cytochrome P450 736A117-like
Exons: 2
Coding region: 397-1923 (508 amino acids)
Molecular function (GO): heme binding; oxidoreductase activity, acting on paired donors, with incorporation or reduction of molecular oxygen; monooxygenase activity
Source: RefSeq, a predicted model, not a curated record
AUUAAAAAAAUAAAAAUAAACAUAAUGACCUAUGAAUGUCAUCUAAAAAAAGAUUUAAGUACUAAAAAAAGACAUAACAAUCAGUUACUCAUCAUAUACAUAUAUUAUUCGUGAUAUUUGAAAUUUGUUCAAUUGUGUAUUUGACCAGCAGAAGCACAGAGAUCAAUAACAAAGAAUAGCCAAACUGAUAAAAAUAACAUUUAGAUGAAAGGAUCAAACUUAAAAUAUUCAAGCAAGGCAGUCAAACGGCAGUGGCAAGACAAAAAAAAAAAAAAAAACAAUAAAAGAGACCAUGAUCCAUUUAGCCUCUCUCUCUCUCUUUUUUAUAUACACACUCUGAGUAGAUAACUUGUUCUUAGGGAGAUAUCUAGAAUUAACUCUCCAGACCAAGAAAUUAUGGUGUUCUUAUUGGAUAUUCUAUUUUACUCUCUCCCUCCAUUGUUCUUCUCGGUAGUCAUCCUUUUCAAAUGGCUGUCCACCGUAAAAACCCAAAGAAAUCCACCUCCUUCUCCACCAAAGCUACCAAUUAUCGGAAACCUCCAUCAACUUGGUGUGCUCCCCCAUCGUUCUCUCCAAUCACUAGCUCAACAAUAUGGACCGAUCAUGCUGCUACACCUCGGCAGCAAACCGGCUCUCAUCGUCUCCUCUGCAGAUGUAGCUCGUGAGGUCAUGAAAACCCACGAUGUCAUCUUCGCAGGCAGACCUAAAUCAAGCAUUGCCAGCAGACUUUUCUAUGGGAAGGACGUCGCAUUCACUCCUUACGGAGAGUAUUGGAGGCAAGUAAAAAGCAUUUGCGUGCUCAACCUUCUGAGUAAUAGGCGAGUUCAGUCUUACCGUAGAGUGAGAGAAGAAGAAACAACCCUUUUGACCGAGAAGAUCAAAAGGGCUUGUUCUUCUUCUUCGGUGGUGAAUUUGAGUGAAAUGUUUGGUUCACUUACUAAUGAUGUAGUGUGUCGGAUAGCCUUGGGGAGGAAGUACAGUGAAAGCUCGAACAGUGGUAGAAAUUUUAAUGAGAUUUUGGGGGAUAUUGGGGAACUAACGGGCGUUUUCAAUGUGGGGGACUAUAUUCCUUGGCUUGUGUGGUUGAAUCAAAUUAAUGGUUUGAAUGCUAAAGUGGAGAGAGUUUUUAAAGAGGUGGAUGAAUUCUUGGAGGGUGUAAUUGAUGAUCAUAUGGACAGGAGUGUUGAUGAAGCUAAAAAACAACAGGACUUCGUGGACGUCUUGCUUGAAAUUCAAAGAGAAAACAUGGAUGACUUCUCUUUUCAAAGAGACACUAUCAAAGCACUCAUCUUGGAUAUGUUUUCUGCUGGAACUGAAACUACAUACACAGCUCUAGAAUGGACGAUGACACAGCUUAUGAGACAUCCGAAAGUCAUGAAAGAACUACAAAAUGAGGUGCGAGGGAUAGCCAGAGGCAAGGUAGAAAUAACCGAGGAUGAUCUUGAGAAAAUGCAAUACUUGAAAGCAGUGAUCAAGGAGUCUAUGCGAUUACAUCCUCCGCUACCAUUACUAGUUCCCAGGGAAUCAACCCAGGAUGUCAAAGUAAUGGGCUACGACAUUGCAGCUGGGACACAAGUGUUCAUCAAUGUUUCAGCAAUUGGGAGAGACCCAUUGUCGUGGGAAGAAGCCGAAGUUUUUCGGCCAGAGAGGUUCUUGAAUUCUUCAAUAGAUUUCAAAGGGCACGACUACGAGUUGAUUCCAUUUGGAACUGGCCGGAGGGGUUGUCCAGGCAUCCACUUUGCCAUAACUAUCUAUGAGUUUGCAUUAGCAAAUCUUGUGCUUAAGUUUGAUUUUGCAUCUCCUGGUGGGGACAGUGAAGAGGAUUUUGACAUAACUGAAGCUCCUGGUAUAAGUAUCCACAAAAAAAAUCCUCUAAUUGUUGUUGCAACUCCUUGUUCUCUUGAUAGUGUACUUACUACAUAAUGGAUGGAAAUUGUACUGGCUAAACCUUUAUAGCGAUGAAUGGAAA